AAAGUAACAAAUUUGCGUCGCGUCACAUAUCUUGUGCUGGACGAAGCAGACAGAAUGUUCGACAUGGGCUUUGAGCCGCAAGUAAUGAAAAUUGUGAAUAACAUACGCCCAGAUAGGCAGACUGUUCUCUUCUCAGCUACUUUUCCACGACAGAUGGAAGCACUGGCAAGAAAAAUUCUGGAUAAACCAAUUGAAAUACAGGUUGGAGGAAAAAGCAUUGUUUGUGACGACGUCAAUCAGAAUGUUGUGAUUCUGGAAGAACAUCAAAAAAUGUUAAAAUUAUUGGAAUUACUUGGCGUUUACUGGGAAAAUGGCAAUGUACUUGUAUUUGUGGAUAAGCAAGAGAAAGCGGAUGAUCUGGUGACACAGUUGAUGCGAGCUGGCUAUAACUGUGCCCCAUUGCACGGUGGCAUUGAUCAGUUCGAUCCUCGUGGAUUAGAUGUAAAGAAGUUGAUUCUUGUUGUUAAUUAUGAUUGUCCAAACCAUUAUGAAGAUUAUGUGCAUCGUGUUGGUCGAACAGGACGAGCUGGCAACAAAGGAUAUGCAUAUACGUUUAUUUUGCCAACCGGACAGGAACGAAUGGCUGGUGAAGUGUGUCGUGCUUUCGAAACGGCUGGCAAGGAGGUACCGGCACAGUUGAAAAAAAUGUGGGAAGAUUAUAAAGCGCAGAUGGCGGCCGAGGGCAAAACUGUACAUAUUGGUGGUUCUGGAUUUUCUGGAAGUGGAUACAAAUAUGAUCAGGUGAAGCGAUUUGGGGAUUUUGCUUGCUUAAAAUUCAUUUAG
Molecule: messenger RNA, 783 nt
Organism: Gongylonema pulchrum
Lineage: Eukaryota; Metazoa; Nematoda; Chromadorea; Rhabditida; Gongylonematidae
Source: the annotation of a GenBank genome assembly